ACUAGGUCCUGCCCCUUUCUUUCACUCGACUCUACUUCAUCCCCCUUCCUACCCAAGGCAUCAUCCUCUGCACUCCGCAAAGAUGGCCUUCUCGACAGGAAAGUCGGCCUUUGGCUUCCCGGCAGCGGGCUCCUCAUCCAACUCGUUGCCCUUCUCCUUCUCCAACCCCUCGGCUCCAAAGCACCCCACCCCGCUCGCCCACUCCAUCUCGGCCGGCGCCUUUGGGUCAACAACGACCGCCACCUCGGCGUCCUCGAUCGACAUGAUUGUUGAUGCCAACGGUGGCGAUGACGACGAUGCCGACGCCGACGUCGACGAGGUCUACCUCGAGCCCCACGCCUUCACGAGGAAGGACAAGGCCAAGUGGAAGGCCAGCGGGAGGACGCUCCUCGCCGCUGUCAGCCCUGUCAACGGCGAGAUUGCUGCUUGGGUCGCUAAGCGUCCGUCUGGCAACGACACACCGGCAGCGCUCACCGACCCCAAACUCUCGACGAGUGACCGCACAAUGUACAUUGCGUCGCUGAACAAGUUCUCUGGGGCGGUUCACGGCCUCUAUUCCGAGACGCACACGCUCUUCAUGUCGCUCCAGCACAUUGUGGCCUCCUCGAUCAGACUACCGAGGCCUGGUGAUGGCCUGGCUCAGGCUUGGGACAGCAAGGGCAACCUCGUGGCUCUGGAUGGCCUGCUGGGCCCACCAGCUGCCGAGACGGUGAUUCACAUGCGCCGCCUGGUGGACAUGUAUCUUGAGGAGGUCAACAAAGUGCGCAGCGCUGAUGAUCUUGAUGAGGAAGACAAGAUCAAAUACAACCACGUAUACAACAUCUUCAACCUUGCCGAGGUGUUGUACCUCCCCCAGGACGGACGAGGAGAGGGGCUGGUCGGAGAAGAGCUUCUGGACUGGGUCAACGCGGCUGAUCCCGUGAACAUCAACGACGAGGGUAACGAGAUUAUCCAGAGCGCGCAGCCCUGGGACGAGCCGCUCUUCUGGCCGUUUGUUAUUCGCUGUCUCCUGCGUGGACUGUUCGAGCCGGCUGCCACCUUCCUCCGCACCCUCUCGGGCCACCCACACCCACCAAUAGCCAAGCUAGGCACUCUGCUUGCGAACAACGUCCAGUCGCUCCCCCGAUCCACCAACACGGCGGCCUACCCUCUCGACAACCAGUUCACCACUGCACACAAGGCGUGGCUGGCUCGUUUCCGCGCCGAGUUUACUUCGUUCCUCGGCGGUCGCGGUCGCGGACAUUGGCUCGAUAGCUCUGCCACCGGGUACUCGAGCGAAUGGUCCUCAUGGGAGGACGACUUCCGGUCGGUCCAGGAGCUGCUGGAGGGGAAGCACGAGCGCGUCCUUGAGGAGAGCUCUGACUGGCGAGAGGCCCUCGGCGCUUGGGGCGUGCUUGUCGAUGUCAGUCUCCGAAGAGAUGACCUCCCUGGGCUUCUCAAGCGCAUUCUGAGGGAACUGCCAGUCGACUCGACUCUUCUCGAGGACUCCAUUCAGUCGGCUUUGACCCAGGGUGAUAUCGUCAAGGCCCUGAUGGGCUGCCACCAGCUCGACGUCUGGCUUGCAGCGCACCUUGGAGACGUCUUCGACAAGCUCGGCCUCGUUCCCGACGACGAGGAGCGCUUUGACACAUCACUCCGCGACUAUUUCCUCCUCGAGUACAGCGACAUGAUUAUGGAGAGCCCUAGCCAGUCAACGCUAUGGCGAGCCAUUGCCGACUAUCUCUCGGCCGCCGGUGACCAUGGUCGCAACCGCCUGAAGGAGUACAUUGUCCAUGUUAGCAUCAGCCUCGACAACGAGGCCGUUCUGCAUGCAAAUGGGAACGACAUGGACCUCGAGGAUGGCGACGCCAACCCAUUCGAGCACUUCACCGAGUUGCGCGACACUUGCCAGAGCCUCAAGCUGGACGAACAAUGGCGUGUCAUCAGUGCCAUCAUGGCCGACCGCCUGAUCCGCCGAGGCGAAUAUGGGCUCGCUGCGUCGAUGAGCCUGUCUGCUGAGGACGGCUACACGUUGUCAAGGAUAGCCGAAGCCAUCCUGGAUGCCUACGUCGAGCAUGGCAGUGCCGAGUUCCUGCGCCUUGUCGACUCUCUCCCCCCAACCAUGCUGCACGAUGCGCCGUUGACUCUCAACGAGCUGCAGCAGGGCGACUUGACCGACUAUGACGGCCUCCAAUCGAAGACGACCAUGGUCAUGUUCGCUUCUCGUCUUACUUUCCUCUCCGAGUUCCGCGACUACUUGUUGUACCUCGGCCAGGGUGCCAAAGACAAGGCUGCGGCCAAGCUCGUCAACCUCCUCACAUCGAGCAUUGCGCCCGUCGAGUUUUGGUCGGUUCUUCUCGCAGAGAGCGUCGACCUGCUGGAGGACCAGGAGAUUCUGUUCAGCUCAAACGACACGUUUGAGCUGAUGCGUGUCCUUGAUGACGUUGUUUCCAACUCGAAGUCUGCGCCAGUGGAAUACCUGCGCCAACUGUGGCGUCAUCUUGAGCGCCAGCCCGCGGAGAGUGGCAGCGCCAACGGGACCAAGGCCGCGAAUGGAGUGCCCGCAAAGGCCGGCGACGAAAUCUCUGCGGGGACCGUGAUUGCGAGGCGCAAGCUCGACGAAGUGCGGUUGGCGCUCGCUCGCAACCUUGCGCGUGCGCUGGUCGACGGCUUUGACAAUCCGUUUUAAUGUCUCUUUCUCCCCUCCCAUACACAUCCAUAGCACAUUGCAGUAGCAGCAUGUCAUUUAGCAUC
Molecule: messenger RNA, 2733 nt
Organism: Vanrija pseudolonga
Lineage: Eukaryota; Fungi; Basidiomycota; Tremellomycetes; Trichosporonales; Trichosporonaceae
Gene: NUP85
Product: Nuclear pore complex protein Nup85
Exons: 4
Coding region: 83-2668 (861 amino acids)
Biological process (GO): mRNA export from nucleus; protein import into nucleus; positive regulation of DNA-templated transcription
Cellular component (GO): nuclear pore outer ring
Molecular function (GO): structural constituent of nuclear pore
Source: RefSeq, a predicted model, not a curated record